AUGCUGACCCGCCUACAACUCGCAACGGCGCUCGCCUCGCUGUGUUCAACCGGUCUCGCAACCUCCGAUCUCCCCGUGUCGGUGCAGUACGAUGCCACCUACACCAUCCCGACGUCCCGCGGCGCGAUCUGUUCCGGUGCUGGCAAAGCGCCAGCCGGCACUGCGUGUCCAUUGAAGGGCGAUGUGGCAACGGCGGACUGUCACCCGUACCUCUUCUCCUUCGACGGCAAGCAGUGCACUGCUAAGGAGGACGCCGAGUGCGCUAUCGUACUCGGAGACACUUGGGGCUGUGUCUUUCCCUCGGUCUCUGGAACCACGGCGACACCGUGCCCAACGACCUACGAAUCCGGCACUCCCGACGUGACCCCUGCUGCCACCAAAGGCGGUUAUGAUGACUACAUCACCCCCGCACCGACCACGCCAUGCCCGGGUACCAAUCUCCCUAUGCCUACGGACAAUUAUUCGACUCCAGCGCCGACCACACCUUGCCCCGAAGGGGAAAAGCCUACACCAGCUCCGACCAAGGACACCGGAAACACCAUGCCCCGAGACGCUAGCACCGGAAACACCAUGCCCGGAGACGCCGGCACCAACGACGCCUUGCCCGGAGACACCGACACCGGAAACACCAUGCCCGGAGACGCUGGCACCGGAAACACCAUGUCCGGAAACGCCGGCACCAACGACGCCUUGCCCGGAGACACCGACACCGGAAACACCAUGCCCGGAGACGCUAGCACCGGAAGCACCAUGCCCGGAGACGCCGGCACCAACGACGCCUUGCCCGGAGACGCCGACGCCGGAAGCACCAUGCCCGGAGACGCCGGCACCAACGACGCCUUGCCCGGACACACCGACACCGAAAACGCCUUGCCCGGACACACCGACACCGGAAACGCCUUGCCUGGAAACGCUGGCACCGGAGACGCCUUGCCCGGAGACGCCGACGCCGGAAACGCCAUGCCCGGACGACGUGAAGCAGGUUAACGAUCAGACCCAGGGUCUAAACGAGCGUGGACGCGUUCUGCGGGCUUAAGUCACAUCCUGGUUGGCUCGCCUCCUUUGCUGUGCGUGAUAAGGCCCGCUGAGUAGACUGUGCCCAUGACGCUAACACAAAGGUCGGUAAACAGGGCUGCAUUCACUUAACGGGUAAACGAAAAUUUGUUGUUUCCUUC
Phytophthora infestans T30-4 is the source of this 1175-nucleotide messenger RNA. RefSeq lists its product as uncharacterized. The transcript is spliced from 2 exons. The record is from RefSeq and is a predicted model, not a curated record. Bases 1 to 987 code for a protein of 328 amino acids. Lineage: Eukaryota; Oomycota; Peronosporomycetes; Peronosporales; Peronosporaceae.